UUCGCAGCGUCUUCGUCUUUAGAGGCGAAUGCACAGUUGCGCGCGACGCCGCGUCAACUGCAGACGUACACGCAGCUAUCCGACUAUGCCGGCCUCAUGCUCGAGCGCGUGAACCUGGAGCGCGCGGUGCAGGGGCUGCCGGCGCUCUGCGCGAACAGCAAACUGCAGGCUGCGGCCCAGCGCCACUCGGACGACCAGGCCGCCAACGACUUCAUGGACCACGUGGGCUCGGACGGCUCGACGAUGUCGCAGCGCGUCUCGGACGCCGGCUACGACUGGCGCGGCGUGGCCGAGAACGUGGCCGCGGGCCAAGCGGACGUGACGGAGGUCAUGGACGCGUGGAUGAACUCGGAGGGCCACCGCCACAACAUCCUGGGCGACUACACGAUGCUCGGCGUCGCCUACGCGUACACGCCCGACGGCCUGUACCGCCACUUCUGGACGCAGGACUUCGGCCGCAGCGACACCGAGCAGUGCGACGGCAGCGCCGACACCCCA
Phytophthora sojae is the source of this 498-nucleotide messenger RNA. RefSeq lists its product as hypothetical. The transcript has a single exon. The record is from RefSeq and is a predicted model, not a curated record. The annotation marks the transcript as partial. NCBI's taxonomy places the organism in Eukaryota, Oomycota, Peronosporomycetes, Peronosporales, Peronosporaceae.